AUGCUUGCGAAAAAGUUCGAAACUCAACGUGAUUCGAGGAAAAUACGUAAAUUUUUCAAUAUUUGGAAAAGUCGAAUAAUAAAUUCACUCUUGAAAAGAGAUACACGAAAUUCAAGUAGUAACAAGGGAUCUAUUGGGCAAUCCGGGUCAAAAGGUACGCUAAAAUUUUCUGCAGCCCAAAAUUCAGUUUCAAUAGAAAACAAAAAAGGUUCCAAGAAACAAUCAAGACCUGGAUUGUACGAAAAAGACAAAAAGAAAUCGAAAAAGACUAAUUUGGUUACAGAAGAAGUUCAAGCAACUCCAAUUUACACAGAUUCAUCAGAAGAUGACGAUAUUUUAGUUGCCUACACUCAUGAGUUAAUUGAAGAAAGUAAAAAAGUUACAAAGAGUAAGUUAAGUCAAUUAAAUAAAUCAUCAGAUUCAGAUUUUGAUAAUAUUCCAGAAGAAAAACCAAAGAAGGAGAUCAAAAUACAGCAAACUCAGAAAAAUAUUCAACAGAAGCCUGCUAUUAAUAAGCCAUUGUCUACAAAUAGCGAUGAUUCAAUUGAUGAAUUAAUUUCCAACGUAAAAGACCUUGUUGCAAAGAAACCAUCUCAAGUAACCGUGACAGCAAAAGCAUCUCAAAUGUAUUUAGACGAUGAAAUUGAUGAAGGCGAUAAUUUAGAAAAAGAUCUUGCUUUGCGUUCUGUUCUUGAAGCUGCUAGACGUCGCCAAGGUGCAAGGAUGAUAAUACAAACAGAAUUUGAUGAUAAGGAAAGCGAUGAUGUUGAUAAAGAAAUCACAGAAAGAAGAGUUAACAGAAUCUCUUCUCCAAAGAAGCAAAGUCCUGUACCACAAGUAAGCAAAAAUGAUAGCCAGUUAGAUAUAGAAUUAGAUAUUGCUCAAAUGAGGCAAAACAAACAACAAAAUACAAAUAUUGUAUUUAAUAGCUCUGAUAUUGAAAAAGAAGUAAACGAAUUAAAGAAAUCUAAAGAGUUUAAAGCAAAUCUAUCUGGUUUAUCAUCUCCAAUUCGUUCUCCAAAGCAAGAAUCAAAAAUUAAUCCUAAAUUCUCCUCUCCUAUAAGAUCUACCAAACAAGAAACAAAGAUUCCUUCUAAUGUAUCAUCUCCUAUCAGCUCUCCGAAGCAAGAAUCAAAGAAAGUUUCAAAUAUUCCAUCUCCUUCCCGUCAACCAGCUCCAAGAAUAGAGUUUAUGCCUAUCCAAAGUUCAGAAUCUGAAGAUGAAGGCGAAGAUAUCCACAAAUACUUGAAUGAUUCGGCCGAUGACGAAAACGCAGAUUCUGAGCCAUCAUUUGAAGAAGAAUUCAAAAUUGGAGCUUAUUUAAAGCAAAAAAGAGCGGAAUUCCAAAAUAACAUUGAUAAUGACGAUUUGAUGAUGACAACUCGGAUCAAUUUAGAUAACACAGAGAUCCACCCAUCGCCAAUAAAGAGUGUUUCGAACCAAACUCCUUCAAAACUUUCUCCAACUAAAUUAAAUUCAAAUUCAUCGAAUGAAGUGACAAUUUCACCGAUGAAACCAUCAAGAAUGGACAUGGUGAGCAAGAAUAGCAACUUAUUGACCAAUUCUGAGGAAAAUCUUUUGAAAUCUCUUUCUCCAAAACCAAAAACUCAAGAAACAGAAGAAGAAAGUGAACCAGAGACAUAUACAAUUAGAUCUAAAGUCCCUGUUCCUAUUGAUGAUGAAGCUUCUGAAGAAGAAAUUCAAAAUCUAAUUGCAGAAAGCAAAGCAAGAGGAAUUGCUCAGACAACAAUUACUAAUAAUGGUGUUGGAUGGAGUACUGAAUCAGAAAGUGAUGAUGGAUUUACUUUUGCUCCAAAACAAAGCGAAAAUACAAAAAUUCCAUCAUUAAAGAAAUUAAGCUCUGAUUCUGAUGAAAUCGAAGAGUUUUGUGUUAAAAAUUCCAAAUGGAAUGCAGAAGAAACAGAUAAAAACGAAACAGAAAUCAAAACUUCUCCAAAACCUCAAAAAUCUCCUCAGAAAAGCACAGUUCUUGAAAACACCAAAUUAGAAAUCAAAUCUCCAACUAAAGAAGUCCCAAUUUCCCCAGAAAAAAAAAUUAUUUCGAAUCCACCACAAGAAAAAACAGAAACAACAGCUUCUGUGUUCAGUUCUCCUGUUAAAACAACUCCUCCUCCAGUAAGAACUAAAAAGACUUUUGAUUUUGCAAGAAGUGAUUCAGAUGAAGAAACAAAACCAGAUAAUGCCAUUGCUGACUUACUAACAAAGCCAAUGCCAAAGAUUUUAUUCAAUCCUGAAGAAGAAGACGAAGAAUUUCUUAAAUUUGAAUUAAAUAUUCCAAAAAUUGAUAAAAAGGAAGAAAAAUCGCCAACUUUAUCAAGUUCUGGUGAAUUAAAGAAGGAAAAUAAUUCAAAUACAAUUCUUCCUAUCAAUGCAUCAAGUGAUGAUGAAAAUGAUUUAUUGAAUUUAACUAUAGAAGCGGCUGCAUCGGAUUCUGACCAUUCAGAACAUAAAAAUGAAUCGAAUAUAAGUCAGAAAGAAGAGAUUGAUAAAGUUAUUACCCAAAUUGAUGAUGAAUUAAACAAAUCUUCAGAAAAUGAAGAUAUUGUUUUAGAGAAAGACCAUGUCUUUGAUUACCAAAAGAUUAAAGACUUACUGAAAGAUGAUGACAAAGAUGAAGAAGAGUCAAUUCCAAGCAUUGACAUAGAUAAGAAAUAUAAUGAGCUUAUGAACAUCGAAUUAUCCGAUUCCGAUUAA
Molecule: messenger RNA, 2715 nt
Organism: Trichomonas vaginalis G3
Lineage: Eukaryota; Parabasalia; Trichomonadida; Trichomonadidae
Exons: 1
Coding region: 1-2715 (904 amino acids)
Source: RefSeq, a predicted model, not a curated record